UUGGUGAGCUUAGCUGAAGCCCUGCGGGAGAGCCAGGACCAGGCCAGCCCUUGCAGGAUUGGAGCCGACAGAGGUGAUGGAGGGGAGGGGCAAGAAGACCCCACGAAUCCGGAAGGCAAUGAAGCCACCCAGGAGGACCUGGCAGCAGGUGACAAGCAAGGACAGCAGAAGGAAGGCCAAGAGUGCCAGCUGGAAGAAGCUGUGGAGGUCGACCCUGGGGGGGUUUCCUUGGAAGUGGUGGAAGAGGAUUGCACGGUGGAAACGGAGUCUCACACCAGUGAGAAGCCCUAUAGUUGCUCCAAGUGCGGGGAGGGUUUCACCAAUAAAUCACGUCUUCUUGCACACAGAAGGUCCCAUCCGGGGGAGAGGCGAUACGGAUGCUCCAUGUGCGAGAAGAGGUUCAAUAAGAAGGCUUGUCUCCUUGCACACGAGCGAUCUCACACGGGAGACAAGCCUUACCAGUGCUCAGAGUGCAGCAAGGCCUUUGGGCAGGAAACGUCUCUCAUUACGCACCAGAGGACCCACACUGGGGAGAAACCCUACGAGUGCUUGGAGUGUGGGAAGAGUUACCCCUGGAAAACGUCCCUGGCAGUGCAUCAGAAGAUUCACGCCGGAGAGACCUACUCGUGCCCCGUGUGUGAGAAAACCUUCAACCAGAAGUCUCUGCUCAGGAUACACAAGAGGAUCCACACGGCCGAAAGACCGUACAAAUGCUCGGACUGUGACCAGAGCUUCACCCUUGAAAAAUACCUGAACGCGCACAGGGUGAGGGCUCACACCCGCGAGCGGCCGCAUGCCUGCUCGCACUGUGACAAAACCUUCAUUUUUAGAUAUUCCCUCGUUGAGCAUGAGCGAAUGCACACAGACGAGAGGCCUUACAAAUGCUCUGAGUGCGGCAAACGCUACAACGGAAAAGCGGCCCUGGUGGUCCACAAAAAUACCCACGGGGGACAGAAAUCCUACCUGUGCCCCGAGUGUGGCAAGAGCUUCAAAACCAAAUGUGCCCUGACGGGUCACGAGAAAAGCCACAGAGGAGAGAAGCCCCAUAAAUGUUCGCGCUGCGACAAAAGCUUCUAUUGGAAACAUCGCCUCACCUUGCACGAGAGGGUUCAUACGGGGGAGACGCCCUACCAGUGCUCGGAGUGUGGCGAGAGCUUCCGCUACAGGAACAAUUUGACCAAGCACAAGAGGAACACGCACGAGAGAACCCGGGCGGCCGGGGAGAGGAUCUACCAGUGCUCGGUUUGCGGCAAAAGUUUCCGCUGGCGGCGGAGCUUCAUCCUGCACGAGAGGGCCCACUUGGGAGAUAAGCCCUUCAAGUGCACCGAAUGCGGGAAGAGCUUCAUGAGCCGCGUGUCCCUCAUUGUUCACAAGAGGAUCCACACCGGAGAGAGGCCCUACAAGUGCCCCGAAUGUGGGAAAAGCUUCAUUAAGAAGCAGGCCCUUAGCAAGCACAAGACGGUCCAUACCGGCGAGAGGAGGUACUUGUGCAACGUCUGCGGGAGGAGGUUCUCCAACAAGGGCAACCUGGCCAGGCACACGAAGAUCCACACGGGAGAGAAGCCCUACAGCUGCCCCGUGUGCGGGAAGGGGUUUAUCCAGAAGGUGUGCCUCACCGAGCACGAGCCGACCCACAGCAAGGAGAAACCGUUCAUCUGUCCCGACUGCGGGAAGAAGUUCAAGCGGAAAAGAGGGUUCCUUCUGCACUUCCGCGUGCACAGAGGGGAGGCGCCGCAGGAGUCCUCCAGGAAGAGCGUCAACGGUGGGGAGCCCUCGGCCGCCAACGGCAAGGCCCCGGCGAGGGAGAGGUGCCACCCGUGCCCGGAGUGCGGGAAGAGCUUCCACUCCAGAUGUCACCUCAUCAUGCACCAACGGACCCACACGGGCGAGAAGCCGUACCAGUGCCCGGAGUGCGGGAAGAGCUUCAGCCAGCAGUCCUCCCUCAACACACACCAGCGGGUCCACACGGGCGAGAAGCCCUCUCUGUGCACGGAGUGCGGGAAAAGCUUCCACAAUAAAAGCAACCUUGCCCGGCACCAGCGAAUCCACACGGGGGAGAAGCCCUUUGCGUGCCCGGAGUGCGGGAAGAGUUUCAUCCAGAAAGCCUCCUUGGAGGCUCACAGGGCCACCCACAGCAAGGAGAACCCCUUCUCCUGCGCCGACUGCGGUAAGACAUUCAAGCUGAAAAUGUCGCUCCUCACCCACCAGAGGACCCACACGGGGGAGAAGCCCUACGCCUGUUCCCAGUGCGAGGAAAGGUUCAUCCGACGGUCUCAGCUGCGGAGGCACGAAAAGGCACACGCAGGAAAUCCAGAGGUAGAUCCUCCCCAAGAGGUGAAGAUCUUCACUGAAGAAGAGCCCGCCACCUCUUUAGAAUUGCUGGUUGAAACCGCUGAACCUACAGAACUCACCGAACUUUCUAUGGAAGCCAUAAGCACAGCUGUGAUAAGUGUGGAUGGGAACUUAUUCCUUGUACAAACUACUGUAUAGGGCUGGAUUGUCUACACUGAGACACUAAGUUUGGGAGCUACAAUCAAGAUUUAUUGGACAGAAAACAGAAGUUUUUCAGAAUGUUCAUCUUCCUGCCUUCAUAUCUUACUUCCUGCUAUGCGCCAAAACUCUCUCCCCGAAUGGUUUUGAAUCACACAGUUAAAAAAGAAAAUAAAUUAAACCCUUAAAAGGGACCGUGUCUAACACUAUAGAUCUGCCUUUCCCAGCUUGGUGCCCUGCAAAGCUUCAGAAACACUGUUUGAAAGCAGCUGACUGAGAAACACGGGGACAAGAUUUGGGGCUGAAAGAAAAGUUAUCCAUCUUAAAUGCAUAUUUAUAAUUUAGAGUAUAGCUAGUUUAUCUUGGCCAUCCCAGUUCCUCAGCCUAGAUUGCCCCUUUUGUGACUGUGAGCAUAAAAUAUUAGGCGGGGGGGGAGGGGGUUGCAAUCUCUUGCACCUUAGAAAGGUCAAAGUAUUUAAAUGUAAUAUAUGUAUGUAAUAUAUACGUACCUGCCAUCUGCAUCCUGAAAAGCCAGCAGGGCAGUGGCAGUUUGCACCCGUUUUUGUGGAAAGUUCCAGAAGUGGGAGGUCACCACCAAGAAGGCCCUGCACGGUGGAAACAGCCAUUGAGGAAGGGCCGCUUUCUCCUGGCUGAGCAGCAACUCCCAAACAGAAAACUAACUGAUCUGUUUUCUAUCACUGUUUUUCCACCUUGGCAACUUUAAGACAUGUGGACUUCAACUCCCGGAACUCCCCAGCCAGCAUGUUUGCUGGGGAAUUCUGGGAGUUGAAAUCCACGCAUUUUAAAAUUGCUACAGUGGAAAAACACUGGUUUCUAGGAAGUGACUCCCUCUCCACGUCCCGCACCCAAUUCUUUCCAACUGAAGGUGGCCAGUUAUGCCCCAGAGGGGCCUUUCCCAAUCUGAUGUCCUCCAGAUGUGUUGGGAGUUGAAGUCCCAAACAUUUGGAAGACCCUAGCUGGGGCACGGUUGCUGGAGGGAGUCUCCUGUUCUCAUUUGAUUGACCUGUAUAAAUCCAGCUUUGCGGUCCAGUUCUUUAAACCUGGCGCUGCUCUAAAUGCUUCUAAUUAUUUUUGUAUCUCAGAAAGAAAAUUAUUUUGGAUGGCUGCAUAAAUAAAAUUACAUUCUAUAUA
Candoia aspera is the source of this 3642-nucleotide messenger RNA. RefSeq names its product zinc finger protein 260-like. The transcript has 6 exons. The coding region runs from base 385 to 2490 and encodes 701 amino acids. Gene Ontology annotation, biological process: regulation of transcription by RNA polymerase II. The record is from RefSeq and is a predicted model, not a curated record. Gene Ontology annotation, cellular component: nucleoplasm. NCBI's taxonomy places the organism in Eukaryota, Metazoa, Chordata, Lepidosauria, Squamata, Candoiidae. Gene Ontology annotation, molecular function: DNA-binding transcription repressor activity, RNA polymerase II-specific; RNA polymerase II cis-regulatory region sequence-specific DNA binding.